AUUGUUAAAUACAGAAGCUCACUGUAUUCACCAAAGAAAAACAAAUGGCGGUCUGAUUAUAGCCUGUUACUAUGAGAAAAUGUUAUCCAAUGUGAAAUGUGACGUAAAAUAAAGCAGAAGUAUCCUGCAGGUUGUUGUUGGAGAGUUUUUGUAUUAGACACUGAGAGUGAUGAUGAACAGUUAGUAUGUGAACAUUGCACAGAGAUCUACAAUCUUUGGGAUUAUUCAGGCUGAAAGAAGUCAAUCUGUUUCUUCAGGAGCAGCUAGACAAACACGAGAUAUUGAAUGGAUACAAAGUCAGUGAUCAGAAAUACAUAAAUAACACGUAUGGCCCUAUCUAAAUAGUACAGUACCAUUUCCUAUCUAAAUAAAACACAAUAAGUGUGAUUCAAAUACAGAGGACUGAGGGGACUGGAGCACAGUGAUUAAUUCACAGCCUUUAACUGAACAAACAAACCAAUGUUUGGACACUGUGUUUUCAUCAGUCAAAAUGACAAUGUAAUGUGUUAUAUCUUAUGGGAACAGACGUUUCAUUUUCAGUAUUAUAACCUCAGAGUAAGUCAUUGUAAUUGUAUGACGUAUAUGUAUAUACGUAUAAAGAAGUUGUUCCCUUAAUUGGCACUUCUUUACUGGAUAUGAUUAAUCUUUCUUUAUUAUCAGGAUAUGUACCACAGUCCUUUAAAGUAGCUGUAAUUAAACCCCUUCUUAAAAAGUCUACUCUUGACCCAGGGGUUUUAGCCAACUAUAGACCGAUUUCUAACCUCCCGUUCCUCUCUAAGAUUCUGGAGAAAGUAGUCGCCAAAGAGUUGUGUGACUUUCUACAUAACAAUAGUUUAUUUGAGGAUUUUCAGUCAGGAUUUAGAGUUCAUCAUAGCACAGAGACAGCUCUGGUUAAAGUUAAUAAUGACCUUCUGACUGCUUCUGACAAUGGACUUGUCUCUGUACUUGUAUUAUUAGAUCUUAGUGCUGCAUUUGACACCAUUGACCAUGAUAUUCUUUUACAGAGACUUGAGCAUCAAAUUGGCAUUAAAGGAACUGCCCUAACCUGGUUUAAGUCAUACUUAUCAGAUCGUUCUCAGUUUGUACAUGUUAACGAUGAAUCCUCCAUAAAUACUAAAGUUAGUCAUGGAGUUCCACAAGGUUCUGUACUUGGACCAAUACUAUUUACUUUAUAUAUGCUCCCUUUAGGCAACAUUAUUAGGAAUCACUCCAUUAACUUUCACUGUUAUGCAGAUGAUACGCAGUUAUAUCUAUCAAUCAAACCCAAUGAAAUUAAUCAAUUAUCUAAAUUACAAACAUGUCUUAAGGACAUAAAAUCCUGGAUGACCUGCAAUUUUCUGAUGUUAAACUCAGAAAAAACCGAAAUUCUUGUUCUUGGCCCCAAAAACCUUAGAGACUCAUUGUCUAAAGAUAUAGUCACUCUAGAUGGCAUUAACUUGGCCUCUAGCACCACUGUCAGGAAUCUUGGAGUUAUCUUUGAUCAGGAUUUGUCAUUUAACUCCCACAUAAAGCAGACCUCUAGGACUGCCUUCUUUCAUUUACGUAAUAUUAGAAAAAUUAGACACAUCCUAUCACAGACAGAUGCAGAAAAACUAAUCCAUGCAUUUGUUACUUCAAGGCUGGAUUACUGCAACUCUUUAUUAUCAGGUUGCCCCAAUAAGUCCAUUAAAACGCUCCAAUUAAUUCAGAAUGCUGCAGCACGAGUACUGACAGGAACUAGAAAAAGAGAUCACAUCUCUCCUGUACUAGCUACUCUGCAUUGGCUCCCUAUAAAAUGUAGAAUUGAAUUUAAAAUACUCCUCCUCACCUAUAAAGCUCUUCAUGGUCAGGCCCCUUCAUAUCUUAAAGAGCUCAUAGUACCCUAUUACCCCACUAGAACACUACGUUCUCUGAAUGCUGGGCUACUUGUGGUUCCUAUAGUCUCUAAAAGUAGAACAGGAGCCAGAGCCUUCAGUUACCAAGCUCCUCUCCUGUGGAACCAGCUUCCAGUUGUGGUUCGGGAGGCAGACACCCUCACCACAUUCAAGAGUAGGCUUAAGACAUUCCUCUUUGAUAAAGCUUAUAGUUAGGGCUGGAUCAGGUGAGUCCUGAACCAUCCCUUAGUUAUGCUGCUAUAGGCCUAGACUAUCGGGGGAUUUCCCAUGGUGCACUGAGCUACUCUCUUCCUCUCUCUUUCUGCACUCAUUCAUGUCCCUUUAAUGCAUGUUACUAACUCCACUUCUUCCCCGGAGUUCUUGUGCUUUCUCGUCUCGCAGGUUCUCAUGGAUCCUGGUGGAGCCUCCUGCCAUGGUCCUGCUUGACUGCCAUUGCCAAUACUGUUGUUGCUGUGCACCUGUCUGUCUGUCUUUGCUCUCUCUCUCUCUCUCUCUCUCUCUCUCUCUCUCUCUCUCUCUCUCUCUCACCCCAACUGGUCGAGACAGACGACCACCCACCUAGAGCCGGAGGAUCUGUCCUAGGUUUCUGCCUUUUAACAGGCAGUUUUUCCUUGCCCUUGUCGCCAAGUGCUUGCUCAUGGUGGUACUGUUGGGUCUCUGUAAUUAAUGUUAAAGAGUUCGGUCUAGACCUGCUCUAUUUGAAAAGUGUCCUGAGAUAACUUCUGUUAUGAAUUGGCGCUAUACAAAUAAAAUUGAAUUGAAUUGAAUUGAAUUGAAUAUGUAUUAUAAUGUGAUACAUACGUUUUCAUUCAGAUUUGAAAUAUAACACAAUCUCUCUGUCAGUGGAUAACAGUGAUGUUGCAGAAACUUCAGAGACCAGAGGACCUUCCUCCUCUCAGUGUGAAGAUGAGAUUGUUCCAGUACCAAAACCACGACACAUCUCACAUUACCAACACUUGCUUCAAUCAAACCUCAAAGAUAGGUUUAUGUGUGCACAAGAGGGGUGGAUGGAGAAGAAGGAUGAGCAACCUCUGCUUGAUAUCUACACAGAACUGUACAUCACAGCUGGAGGUGACACACACAUCAACACACAGCAUGAGGUUAGACAGAUUGAGGCGGUGGGGAAGCCAGCAGAAACAGAGACACCAAUUAAACCCAGUGACAUAUUCAAACCCCCCUCUGGAAAAACAAGAGCCAUAAGAGCAGUGCUGACCAGGGGAAUCGCAGGAAUUGGCAAAACAUUUCUUGUGCGCAAGUUUGUGUUGGACUGGUCUGAAGGAAGAGCCAAUCAAGAUGUUCAUCUCAUAUUUCCCUUCACCUUCCGCCAGCUGAAUUCAUGGAAGGGAGAAGAGUUCUAUUUGGCAGAGCUCAUUCAUGAAUGUAUCCAGGAGACCAAACACAUCCCAGAAGAAGCUCUGAAUCACAUCUUUACAACUUUGCAGUCAUCAGGAAACACCAACUAUGAUGACAGCAAAUUCAAACUUCUGUUUAUUUUGGAUGGACUGGAUGAGAGCCGCCUUCAACUGGACUGCUCUACCAGUAAAAUACGGGCAGUUAAGUUUAAUGUGAAAAAGUCGACCUCAGUGGAUGUGCUGCUGUCAAACCUCAUCAGAGGGAAACUGCUUUCCUCUGCUCGCCUCUGGAUAACCACACGACCUGCAGCAGCCAAUCAGAUCCAUUCUGAUUUUAUUGACAUAGUGACAGAGGUCAGAGGGUUCACUGACCCACAGAAGGAGGAGUACUUCAGGAAGAGGUUCAAAGAUGAGGAGCAGGCCAGCAGAAUCAUCUCCCACAUCAAGACAUCAAGAAGCCUCCACAUCAUGUGCCACAUCCCAGUCUUCUGCUGGAUCACUGCUAUAGUUCUGGAUGGUGUGUUGAAGACCAGAGAGGGAGGAGAGCUGCCCAAGACCCUGACUGAGAUGUAUGUAGAAUUCCUGGUGUUUCAGAUUCAUCAGACAAAAGAGAAGUAUGACCAAGAACAGUGCAUUCAGUACAUUAAGUCAUUAGCAAAACUGGCUUUCCACCAGCUGGAAAAGGGCAACCUGAUCUUCUACGAGAAAGAUCUGAAAGAGGGUGGCAUUGAUGUCAGUGGAGCCUCAGUGUGCUCAGGAGUGUUCACAGAGAUCUUUAAAGAGGAACAUGGGAAGAAGAAGGAUGAAGACAAGAUGUUUAGCUUCAUCCAUCUGAGUGUUCAGGAGUUUUUGGCAGCUUUAUAUGUGGAGAUGUCGCUCAUCAACAGAAACAAGAAUGUGACUUCUAAGCUUGCACAAACUGUUGGUGAACAUCUGCAAGCCUUUUUAAAAAGAUCAGUGACAGCAGUCCACAGGUUUGCUAUUGAAAAGGCCUUACAGAGUCCAAAUGGACACCUGGACUUGUUCCUCCGCUUCCUCCUGGGUCUCUCUCUGCCAACCAAUCAGACCAAACUCCCUCAAGGCCUACUGAAAGAGAAAAGAAGCUCUGAUACCAACCAGGAAACAGUCAAGUACAUCAAGAAGAAGAUCAGUGAGAAUCUGUCUGCAGAGAGAAGCAUCAAUCUGUUCCACUGUCUGAAUGAACUGAAUGAUCGUUCUCUAGUGGAGGAGAUUCAACAGUACCUGAGUUCAGGACGUCUCUCCACAGAUAAACUGUCUCCUGCUCAGUGGUCAGCUCUGGUCUUCAUCUUACUGUCAUCAGAAUCAGAUCUGGAUGUGUUUGACCUGAAGAAAUACUCUGCUUCAGAGGAGGCUCUUCUGAGGCUGCUGCCAGUGGUCAAAGCCUCCAACAAAGCUCUGCUGAGUGGCUGUAAUCUGUCAGAGAGAAGCUGUGAAGCUCUGUCCUCAGUUCUCAGCUCCCAGUCCUCUAGUCUGAGAGAGCUGGACCUUAGUAACAACAACCUGCAGGAUUCAGGAGUGAAGCUGCUGUCUGCUGGACUGAAGAGUUCACACUGGAGACUGGAGAUUCUCAGGUUAAAUCAAACCAGGCUCACAGAGAAAUGCUGUCAGGAGUUUUUAGCAAUUCUCAGAUCCCAGUCCUCUAGUCUGAGAGAGCUGGACCUGAGUGACAAUGACCUGCAGGAUUCAGGAGUGAAGCUGCUCUCUGCUGGACUGAGGAGUCCACACGGUAGACUGGAGACUCUCAGGUUAAAUCAAACCAGGCUCACAGAGGAAUGCUGUCAGGAGUUCUCAGCAGUUCUCAGCUCCCAGUCCUCUAUUCUGAGAGAGCUGGACCUGAGUAACAACAACCUGAAGGAUUCAGGAGUGAAGCUGCUCUCUGCUGGACUGAAGAGUUCACACUGUAAACUGGAGACUCUCAGACUGUCAGGCUGUAUGAUCACAGAGGAAGGCUGUACCUCUCUGGCCUCAGCUCUGAGAUCCAACCCCUCCCAUCUGAGAGAGCUGGACCUGAGCUACAAUCAUCCAGGAGACUCAGGAGUGAAGCUGCUGACUGCUGGACUGGAGGAUCCACACUGGAGACUGGACACUCUCAGGGUGGAACACGGUGGAGAGCAGAGGCUGAAACCUGGUCUGAGGAAGUAUUCCUGUGAACUCACAGUGGACACAAACACAGUGAACAGAAACCUCAAACUGUCUGACAACAACAGGAAUGUGACAUAUGUGGGAGAGAAGCAGUUAUAUCCUGAUCAUCCAGAGAGAUUUGACUACUGGGCUCAGCUGCUGUGUAGAAAUGGUCUGACUGGUCGCUGUUACUGGGAGGUCGAGUGGAGAGGAUGUGUUUAUAUAUCAGUGAGUUACAGAGGAAUCAGAAGGAGAGGAAACAGUGCUGACAUCAGGUUUGGAGGAAAUGAUCAGUCCUGGACUCUGGAGUGCUCUGAUGAUGGUGUUUACUCUGUCUGGUACAAUAACAGAAGAACAGCCCUUCCCUCGUCCUCCUCCUCCUCCUCUGUCUCUAACAGAGUAGGAGUGUAUGUGGACUGUCCUGGUGGCACUCUGUCCUUCUACAGAGUCUCCUCUGACACACUGAUCCACCUCCGCACCUUCAACACCACAUUCACUGAACCUCUUUAUCCUGGUUUCAGGUUCUGGUUUGGAUCCUCAGUGUCUCUGUGUUCACUGUAGGAGGAAGAGUCUCCUCCUGUUAGAAACACUGCUGACAAACACACACAAACACCUGAGCCUUGUUUCUGUUAAAGUCCAUAUUUCUUUACAUGUUGGUGAAUCUGCGCCAUGAAAAGUCGCUGCAUUUGCUACGAGCACUUCCUGUUUGUACUGUAACCUUCUUACAAACACUGUUACCUUGAGCCAGUGUUUGGUUUGUCCAUUUUGAGACACUGUAGAAACAUGGCAGACUCCUCCAGAAGUUGUACCUCCGACUUCAUAGUCAGCUCUGCUUUGAAUAAUAAUCUGUCUGAUGUGAAAAAACAAAAACCACACAGGUUGAUACACUUUAUAAUCUUAUUCCAGUUCCCUUCCUCAACAAACUCCACGAAGCUCCUCCAGAUAUUUUCAAAGACUUCCAGCUUUCUUUCACCAAUGUUUGUUCAUGUUUCCAACACAUGAUAAUAGAUCCUUAAUAUAAUGAUUCAGCUUUGGUCUGUUGACAUUUUCCAUCCUGUAGCACUCGCUCUCUGAGCUUUAUCAGAGUGUCAGACUGCAGAGUGACCAGCAGGAGGCAGCAGAUCCACACAAACACACACAGAAAUAACAUGAGAGACUUCAGAGGUGGAUUCAGAGUCACAUUAAAACCUGUUGAGAAGUCAGUUUGUUGCACUUUCUGUCAGGUUAAUGAAGCUUUUAAUCCCAACUGAUGGAUGGAUUAAAAACACUGUGCAGCAGCUGAGAAACAUUAUUGAAAAAGACUCUUUAUUUUACUGAAUGGUUGGAUGGAUGUAUCUGUAUUCUGUUUAAAAUAAGAUCAUUACAGUUUAUCAACCAGUCUGAUCCAGUGCUCCAGCGCUGUGUGUGAUGGACCUUUUAUUUUAUACAUUGUUUAAUGGAAAUAUUAAAACUCUUUUUCUGGUU
Messenger RNA from Dicentrarchus labrax (European seabass), 6832 nucleotides. RefSeq names its product NACHT, LRR and PYD domains-containing protein 12. Gene Ontology annotation, molecular function: protein binding. The transcript has 9 exons. NCBI's taxonomy places the organism in Eukaryota, Metazoa, Chordata, Actinopteri, Moronidae. Bases 2861 to 5929 code for a protein of 1022 amino acids. The record is from RefSeq and is a predicted model, not a curated record.